AAAACGCAAGGUUUAUUUAAUAAAAUUUGGAAACAAACGAAAAUCGUUUUCAAAUAAUUUUUGGAUGAAGUAAAAAAGAAUUAAUUUUUAAAAUUUUAUAAUGGAAUUACGUAUUUCACCUCAUUUGUGUGAAUUACAGUCGUAGUGAAAAAAAAAUGCUUAUUAUUUAUUAAAUAAGUAAAAGAAAAAUAAAACUUUGUGAAAUAUUGAAGAGUUUUAAUUAUAUUUUAUUAAAUUUAAUGUAAAAUAAAAUUGUGUCGAAAUGAAAUUUGUUGACAUAAAUUAUUAGUAUGUCUCAAAAAGAAUAAUUUGCAAGAAUAAUAAUAUGUUAAUCAAAUUUAUUUUAUUUUUUUUUUAAUUGGCAGUCAAUAACCUAAAAUAAAUGUUUUAAUUUAAAAAGAGUCAAUUGUGCUCUCAAAAAGCUUUAAGUAUAUUAUUGUUGUUAUUUUGAGAUUUAAGACUUUGAGUUAAAUCACUAAUUUACAUAACCAAUUUCGUUAUUUUUCUAGUAAAAAGAAUUCGUAGAUUUUGAAUAUAAAUAAUAUUCUAUUUGCAAUAUCUUAAUCAUAAAAAAUUAACUUUGAUAAUUAAAUAUUAAAGUUAAAACUCAAGUUGUUGGUAAUUAAGGAAUGUUUUCGAACGGUCUUCCUUGUAAUUUACCAUUUCCAAGCUGUCUAGGCGGACCAGGAAAAGACAGUGGCAGUGACGAAUUAUUACCAACAGGCAUGGGGAAUCGUGAACCAGUGAUAUUAAAUGUCUAUGAUAUGUAUUGGAUAAACGAAUACACAACAUCAAUUGGAUUAGGAGUUUUUCAUUCUGGCGUUGAAAUUUUUGGCACCGAAUUCGCAUAUGGCGGUCAUCCAUUUCCAUUUACAGGUGUUUUUGAAAUUUCGCCAAGAGAUCACGAUGAACUGGGUGAUCAAUUUAGAUUCCGUCAAAGUAUUCAAAUUGGUUGCACAGAUUUCACAAAUGAAGAUGUACGUAGAAUAGUAGAUGAAUUAGGCAACCAAUUUCGUGGUGAUAGAUACCAUUUAAUGAAUAAUAAUUGUAAUCAUUUCUCUAGUUCACUGACACAGAUUCUUUGCGGCCAAGAAAUACCAAGUUGGGUUAAUCGAUUAGCUCAUUUUAGUUCUUGUGUGCCAUUUCUUCAAAGAUGUUUACCAAGAGAGUGGUUAACGCCGAAUGCCUUACAACAGUCAAUCACAGCCAUUCAAGAUAGAGAUUCGGAUACGAGCCCACUUUGAAAAUAAAUUAAUUUAAUUUUAAUAAAUUUAAAGUUGAUUUUGAAAAUGAGAACUUUAAAAAUUAAAUUUUAAAAUUAAACUGAGAAAAGAAAACGUCUUUAUAAUUGUUAUAUAAAUAUUAAAUUGAACAACAAUUAAUUAUAGUUUUUAAUUGCCAUUAAUUAUUAAGUAAGAAAAAUAAUAUAAACUUCAUAAAACUCAAAAGAAAAGAAAAAACAAAACAAAAGCGAACAAAAAAACAAACAUCAUGUGCUAAAUAUAUAAAAAUUAUAAAUUGAUAAAAUUUUAAUUCAUAAAAGGAGUCAACUUUAAAAUUAAUUGUAUAGAUUAAUAGUAAUAAAACCUAAAUAUAAAAUUUGUUCACCCCAUUAAAUAUUAUUUUAUAAUAAGUCAUAAA
This is a messenger RNA of Condylostylus longicornis, 1641 nucleotides long. Its product is annotated as deubiquitinase DESI2. Gene Ontology annotation, biological process: protein deubiquitination. The transcript is spliced from 5 exons. Bases 630 to 1244 code for a protein of 204 amino acids. Gene Ontology annotation, molecular function: deubiquitinase activity. Lineage: Eukaryota; Metazoa; Arthropoda; Insecta; Diptera; Dolichopodidae. The record is from RefSeq and is a predicted model, not a curated record.